AUGUUUAUCACAAUUUCAAGAUACCUUUUUUUAUUAUUUUUAAUAAAAUCAUACCUUCACCUAUUCCCUCAACACAAUGAAACAUUCUUAGAGCGUGGAUCCCAACCAAACAAAAUUAGAAACAACCAACCAUUAAAUAGUAGAAUGCUAAAUGGAAGUGAAUUAAAUGAUUGUGAUCAAUGGACAGACUGGUCCCCAUGCUCAAAGACAUGUGAUAUUGGAAUAAAGAUAAGAACAAAAUAUAGUAGCAAUCCAAUUCAUUCAUUGUUUUGCUCUAAAUUUACAGAAACAUCUGUUUGUUUUGAGAGAGAAUGCCCUGAAUCGGCUGAAAGACAACGUCGUGACGAAAAGGAAAAACGACAAAAUAAAAAAAAAAAAAUGCUAACCAAAUAUGUUACAAUUUUUUGUGUAUUUUCAACAAACAAAUACGACUUUUCAAAAGGAAAUAAAAUAAAUAUGUCUAAUAAUCCUUGA
Molecule: messenger RNA, 474 nt
Organism: Plasmodium vinckei vinckei
Lineage: Eukaryota; Apicomplexa; Aconoidasida; Haemosporida; Plasmodiidae
Product: thrombospondin related sporozoite protein, putative
Exons: 4
Coding region: 1-474 (157 amino acids)
Biological process (GO): signal transduction
Source: RefSeq, a predicted model, not a curated record